AUAUCUAUAUAAAUAUAACCUCUGCGGAGAUUAAACAUGUGGGUAUGCGUCGUCAAGUAAACCGGUCUUCACCAACUUGAUUUCUUUAUUCAACGCCUAACUCACGUGAAAAAUUUUUCAACAGAGGAAUAACAAUGGACGCACGUGGUAUUGUACUCUCUGGCACAAAUUUAGCAAAAGAAAUUCGGGAUUCAUUAGCAAAAGAUGUAGAGAAAAUUAAGUCAAAACUACCCGACUUUUCACCAGGACUGGCGAUUGUUCAAGUCGGAGGGCGGGAAGAUUCAAAUGUCUACAUUCGGAUGAAAAUAAAAGCCGCUUCGGAAAUAGGAAUAAAUGCUACUCAUGUUAAGCUUCCUGACACUACGACCGAAAUGGAACUGCUGAACAAACUUCGUAAAUUAAAUAAUGAUCCACAGACUCAUGGUAUUAUUGUGCAAAUGCCGCUUGACAGUAUAAAUAAAAUAAAUUCAGACUUGAUCACUGAUGCUGUUAUACCGGAAAAAGAUGUCGAUGGACUUAAUACCAUAAAUGAAGGCAGAGUAGCUAUUGGAAACAUGUCUGGAUUUUUGCCAUGUACUCCAAAUGGUUGCAUCGAGCUUAUAAAGAAGAGCGGAGUUCCCAUUGCUGGAGCAAAUGCUGUUGUUCUUGGCAGAAGUAAAAUUGUCGGCACACCAGUAGCAGAAUUAUUAAAAUGGAAUAAUGCCACCGUGACUGUUUGUCACUCUAAAACUAAAAAUUUACCCCAAGUUGUAUCGCAGGCUGAUAUUCUUGUUGUGGGUAUAGGUCAACCGGAAAUGGUAAAAGGUUCUUGGAUAAAACCCGGAGCGGUUGUGAUCGAUUGUGGAAUCAAUUCAAUUCCAGAUGCGACUAAAAAAUCUGGCCAACGACUUGUCGGAGAUGUCGAGUACGAAUCAGCAGCAAAAGUUGCCUCGUACAUUACUCCAGUUCCAGGUGGUGUUGGUCCAAUGACCGUUGCAAUGUUGAUGAAGAAUACGGUAAUUUCGGCAAAACGAUCAGCAGAAAAACUUGUCAGUAUUAAGUGGAACAUUUGUCCAUUGCCAUUGAAGAUCCAAAAUCCAGUGCCAAGUGAUAUUGUAAUUUCUAGAAGCCAAGAACCCAAACCAAUCACCUUCUUAGCUGAUGAAAUAGGCAUUACUCCUGAUGAAAUAAGUCCAUAUGGUUCCAAAAAAGCCAAAAUAAGUCUCAAUGUUUUGAAUCGUCUGAAAAACCAGAAAGAUGGAAAGUUAAUUGUCGUUGCUGGUAUCACUCCUACGCCAUUUGGUGAAGGCAAAAGUACGACAACACUUGGACUGGUCCAAGCACUGACAGCUCAUCGCAACAAAAACUCGAUUGCAACUCUCAGACAACCCAGCAUGGGUCCAACGUUUGGUGUCAAGGGUGGAGCUGCUGGUGGAGGCUACGCUCAAGUUAUUCCUAUGGAGGAAUUUAAUUUACAUUUGACUGGAGACAUUCAUGCGGUAUCGACUGCUCAUAAUCUUCUUGCUGCACAAAUUGAUGCUCGAUAUUUCCAUGAAUCUACACAGACGGACAAAGCUCUUUAUAAUAGACUUGUACCGGCUGUCAAAGGAGUCAGAACAUUUUCGAAAAUUCAAUUAAGAAGACUUGAAAAACUCGGAAUCAAUAAGACAGAUCCUAAUUCAUUAACUGAUGAAGAAAUAUCGAAAUUUUCUAGACUGAAUAUUGAUCCAGAAAGAAUUAUUUGGCCUAGAGUUGUGGAUUUAAAUGACAGAUUUUUACGUCAAAUCACUAUUGGUAAAAGUCCAACAGAAAAAGGUAUAACUAGAGACACAUCAUUCCGAAUAUCUGUUGGGUCAGAAAUCAUGGCGAUUCUUGCAUUAGCGACUGAUGUUGAGGAUAUGAAAAAAAGACUAGGUAAUAUUGUUGUAGCAUUUUCAAAAACUGGAGAGCCAUUAACUGCUGAAGAUUUUGGUAUGACUGGAGCAAUGGCCAUUCUUUUGAAAGAUGCGAUAGAACCGAAUUUGAUGCAGAGUUUGGAAGGAUCUCCGAUUUUAGUACACACAGGACCAUUUGCUAACAUCGCACACGGGUGUUCUUCUAUUAUUGCUGAUAAAAUAGCAUUGAAACUCGUUGGACCUGAUGGUAUCGUCGUAACUGAAGCUGGCUUUGGUUCAGACAUCGGCAUGGAAAAAUUCUUCGACAUCAAAUGUCGUACUUCAAAGCACAUUCCCAGUGCUGUUGUCUUGGUGACAACGGUCAGAGCUCUAAAAAUGCAUGGCGGUGGUCCGACUGUCACUCCUGGAGCGCCUCUGCAAAAAGAAUACGUAGAAGAACAUCUUGAUCUAGUAGAAAAGGGCCUGUCGAAUUUGUUCAAACACAUAGAAAAUGGAAACCAAUUCGGUGUCCCGGUUAUCGUUGCAAUAAACGUUCAUUCUACAGACACUCAAGCUGAAUUACAGCUCGUCAAAGAUGCAGCUCUUAAAUACGGUGUCUGGCAAGCUGUCAUUUGUACCCAUUGGUCUAAAGGCGGUGAAGGCGCACUGGAUCUAGCAGAUGCUGUCAUUCAGGCAGUUGAACAACCCAGUAAAUUCAAAUUCCUUUACGACUUGGACAUGAGCAUUGAAGAAAAAAUAAAAACAAUCGCCAGCAAGAUGUAUGGCGCUGGUGAUGUAAUUUUAGCUGAUAAAGUCAAAGAAAAAAUAUCAAAAUACAAUGAAUUAGGGUAUAGUAAAUUCCCACUGUGUAUGGCAAAAACUUCUAAUUCACUGACUGGUGAUCCGACAAUUAAAAAUGCGCCUAGAGGAUUCCCGUUGGAAAUUACUGAUAUUUUUGUAUCCACUGGUGCAGGUUUUAUUGUACCUAUGGUUGGAGAGAUUAUGAUGAUGCCUGGUUUAUCAACAAGACCAGCAAUUUAUGAUAUGGAUUGGAACAGUGAGACAGAUGAAAUCGAAGGUCUAUUCUGAAAAUUAACUUGUUAUGAUUCUACUGCCUAAUUAUUGUUAAAGUUUAUAUUUUUUCACAAUUCUCAAUGUUAUAUAAAACAGUUUAUAAUAAAAAUAUACUAAUAAAAAAUGAAUAUUUUGAAAUAUCAAA
Messenger RNA from Microplitis demolitor, 3072 nucleotides. It is a transcript of the gene pug, whose product is annotated as C-1-tetrahydrofolate synthase, cytoplasmic. Bases 135 to 2942 code for a protein of 935 amino acids. The record is from RefSeq and is a predicted model, not a curated record. Gene Ontology annotation, biological process: tetrahydrofolate interconversion. Gene Ontology annotation, molecular function: methenyltetrahydrofolate cyclohydrolase activity; methylenetetrahydrofolate dehydrogenase (NADP+) activity; formate-tetrahydrofolate ligase activity. The transcript has 10 exons. NCBI's taxonomy places the organism in Eukaryota, Metazoa, Arthropoda, Insecta, Hymenoptera, Braconidae. Gene Ontology annotation, cellular component: cytosol.